AUGGCCCAUGAUCACAUAGACUCAAUAGACAGAGGAAUCCCAAGACAUACAAACACCUAUAUACAUUCCGUAAUCAGCCUUCUAAAGCAGUAUGAUAGGCCGCUGACUUUCGAGGAAAUCAAAGACAAGACAAGAAUCGAUCUCCACAAUAACUAUAUGCUCCUCCAGUCUAUCAAGAAAAAUCCGAGGAUUGUUGCAACACACAGUACUUUGAUGUUCAAGCCUUUGUAUUCCAUAAGAGGUGUGGAGGACUUGAGAAAAGUGAUGAGAGAAAUAAAUGGGGAAGAGGGACUGGAAAUGAGCAAGCUCAUGGACUCUCCAGUUAACAUUGCACCUUUUGUGGAAGAGUUGAGGAGGAAUGGAGAGAUAAUUGUGCUCAACGAUAUAGACGGAUCUGAAGUGGUGUUUUGGAAUGACAUGCAUGAGAAGCCUGUUGAUCCGCAGAUAAAAAGCCUAUGGAGCCAGGUUAGAAUAUCUACAUAUCACGAUCUAAUAAGAGAGCUCAACACUGCAGGGCUGAAGAUAGAGAAGGUCGAAAAUGUCAAGAAAAGGCCCACAAUAAAGAUUAAGAAAGACAGGAGGAGCAGAAGGAGAAUCAGAAUAACUAACACGCAUGUAAAAGGGCUUGACCUAAGCGGGGUGCAAGAUGAAAGGUAA
Molecule: messenger RNA, 657 nt
Organism: Encephalitozoon hellem ATCC 50504
Lineage: Eukaryota; Fungi; Microsporidia; Unikaryonidae
Product: transcription initiation factor IIE subunit beta
Exons: 1
Coding region: 1-657 (218 amino acids)
Biological process (GO): transcription initiation at RNA polymerase II promoter
Cellular component (GO): transcription factor TFIIE complex
Source: RefSeq, a predicted model, not a curated record